This is a messenger RNA of Tripterygium wilfordii, 1435 nucleotides long. Its product is annotated as probable DNA-directed RNA polymerase I subunit RPA43. The transcript is spliced from 8 exons. Gene Ontology annotation, cellular component: RNA polymerase I complex. Gene Ontology annotation, biological process: DNA-templated transcription initiation. The coding region runs from base 270 to 965 and encodes 231 amino acids. The record is from RefSeq and is a predicted model, not a curated record. NCBI's taxonomy places the organism in Eukaryota, Viridiplantae, Streptophyta, Magnoliopsida, Celastrales, Celastraceae.
ACACUGAAAACAAAACAACUUCAGCGUCGCCAUCUUUGUAAGCGUAACGACUUCACCGAACUGAGUUCUGCGGGUUACGGGGAGCGACCAAAGAAGAAGAUUGUGUCGCCGGUAAUGAUCGCCGAUUUCCUCCCAUUUCCAACAACCAUCACGCCGAGACCGUAGUCGCCGCCUUCUUUCGCUCCACUCCUCAAUCAGGUUGCAGAGACAGCCUCAAAUCAUAUUCGCAGCCUAUUUUGUUCUCAACUCUUGACUUUGUCUUUUGAUCAAUGGAGGGCAUACAUGUAUCCGAGGCUAAUUUGGUAGUUUACGUGCAUCCAUCAAAACACAACAAGAUCCAUCAAGCAAUUCUCCGCAACCUCAGUUCCUUGCUUUUCCAGUUUAAUGAAACUUUUGAAGGCAUUGUAUUGGCUUAUGAUUUCAACAUUUUGGAUAACUACUCAAAAGUUCUCCCUGGGAUUUUCCCGUAUUUGGGUGUUAAAUUGAAAGCAAACUUAUUAGUUUUUUCGCCAAAGCAAGACAUGCUUAUAGAAGGGAAGGUGGUGAAAAUCACACCGGAAUCCAUUCAUGUCAUUGUUCUUGGUUUUUCAUCUGCCAUUAUAGCGUUCGAAGAUAUCCGCAAAGAAUUCAAAUAUGAAACUAGAAAGGGUGAAGAAUUAUUUGUCAGCAGAUUGAACAAACGACAUGUUAUAAAGGUUGGAACUAUGAUACGUUUCUUGGUCAAGAGUUUUGAUGAAGCUGUUCUGCACUUUUCUGGAUCAUUAAUGCCAGAUAACACUGGAAGCAUUCGUUGGUUGGAUAGAAGUUCGGAAGAUAGUGUACAGACUGACAGUGCAAAAAGGAGGAAAGAAAGGGUGGGAGAAAUGGGAAUGAGUGACAGCAUGGUUGGUACUGAGGGAGCAUCUUCCUUGAACAAUAACCAUGUAAGGAAGUCAAAGAAACAUAAAAUUUCACAAGAUCAUUGAAGGGUGUGGUGGAACCUGAUUGUUUUGGCCUCCACCUUGUUUACAGGCACAUCAAGUAUGUCACAGCGCUUCAGCUCUAUGCCAAGAGCCAUCUAUCGCGGAAUGUAAGAAACACCACAAAUCACAAUGCCCGCUGAUUUUUAAGAUACGAGUUGAUUGUUUUUUUUUUUGCUCAACCUUAUCAGAUAGAUGUGUUUGAUUUCAGAAAUCAGUCCGAACUGCGUCGUAAUUUGCAGGUAUUCAUCGAUAAGGAUGUAACCUCCAUCCUUGAGUUAGAUUAGAAAGUAGUUAGUGUUGUAUUUUGCCUUUCCUUUUUGGUCGUGGAACUUGUGGUAGAUAGGUAGAUGAUGAGGAGAUAACCAAGUCCAAACCAUUGAGAAGUCAUUUUUUUUGGCAGAAACUGCGAUGUAGUGUACCGUUAAAUUCAUUUCUCAGUAAAUGAAAAUGAGUCCUAUUAGUAAGUAUGACAA